AUGAAAGAUGGAGAAUCAGUGGAAGAAAUAUUCUCCAGGUUCAGUAAAAUCCUUGAAGAUUUAAAGUCUCUUGGUAGACCAAUCAAAAGUGGAGAACAGCCAAAUUCAACAAGAAAGAAGAAAACGGUUUCCUUUAAAGCAACUAUUGCUGAAUCAGAAAAUGAAGAAGAGGAGGAAGAACAUGAUGAAAAUAUAGCCAUGCUCUCCCAAAUUGUCACAAGCAUGAUGGGGAAAAACAGAUAUAGCAGAAGAGGUAGAUCAAACUUCAGAAAAGGAAGGACGAGCAAUGAAAAUGAUAAAAAUGAUGGAAGAUGCUAUGAAUGUGGAAAAUACGGACACAUUCAAGCUGAUUGUCCAGAACUGAAAAAAAAACUAAGCAAGAACUUUCAAAAGAAGAAGUCUUGUGGAGCCUGUAGCGAUGAAGAAGAAUAUGACCAUGAAGAAAUUGCAAAUAUGUGUUUCAUGGUCACAAAAGAAGAUAGCAAUAAAGACUCAGAUAAGCCUGAGCUCAUGGCAGAAAAUGAAGCAGAUGAGGAAGAAGACUCCGACGAACUCUGUUUUAUGGCAGACAAAGGAACCAGUGAGGUACGUCUUCCUUCGUAUCCCAACUGGUAUGAGCUUCAAGAUUUUGUGGAUAUUGCUCUUACAGAAAUCGAAAAAGUUUUAGGAGAACUCAGAAAAAUCCAAAGAGAAAAGAAAGAUUGGGCCCUGAAGUUAGAAGUAUGUGAAAUUGAGCGUGACACGCUUCAAGAUGAAGUUAAUGAACUUAAACUUCAACUGAAUGGAUUACUAAAAUCCACAAGUCAUAGUUCUGUCAAAUCAAAUCAGACUGUUCCUCAUACAUCUUUGAUUAGAACUAGAAACUCUCUGGGAUGCUCUUAUUGUGGUAAUAAUGGUCACAACACUAACCAGAUCAAAGACAACAGCAGAUGGGUAUGGCGACCUAAAUCCAUUAGUCAAGCUAACACUCAGAAGUCUAACCAUUCAGGACCCAAACAGGCUUGCAUACCUAAAAAUAAACUAGAUGGAGGAACAGUUACAUUUGGAGACAAAUCAAAAGGAAAUGUAAUUGGCGUUGAAAAAGUUUCUCUCAGCUCAACAUGUGAUGUAGAUGAAGUGUAUCUGGUUGAAGAACUUGGGUACAAUCUUCUCAGCAUUAGUCAACUAUGUGAUGAUGACUAUGAGAAUUUUCUUACAUCUUCAUCUCAAGCCUCCAACUUCCUUUCUUCCUCUAUUUCUCCUCCAUUUUUCAAAGAAAUGGCAAAGACCUCAAAAACCGUUCCCCAAAAAGAAACACAUUCUGCUUCGCGCCUGGCAACUAAGGCAAAAGAAACUGUUUCGCGUACUGGCGUCGAUGAACCAGCACAGGAACCCCCUUUGAAAAUGUUCACCCUCGAAGGAUGA
Messenger RNA from Nicotiana tabacum (common tobacco), 1404 nucleotides. NCBI's taxonomy places the organism in Eukaryota, Viridiplantae, Streptophyta, Magnoliopsida, Solanales, Solanaceae. The record is from RefSeq and is a predicted model, not a curated record.